AAUAGAUUUAAGUGCAAAAAUAAGAGGAAAAAUUGAAUUUAAAAGGAAUUCGAAUCUGUACAGAAGCCCCGCCCAGAGGAAUCAUCACCGAUUAAAUGGCGGCCUCAUCCCCAGCAAAGAACAACAGCGCCGCCGCAAUCGACGGCGCCGCCACACCCUUGAGCUCUAACUCAUCGAAGAGCCUUCGCGGCCUCAACAAACCUAAGUGCAUAAAGUGCGGCAACGUUGCUCGCUCGAGGUGUCCAUUCCAGUCAUGCAAAAACUGCUGUGCAAAAGCUCAAAAUCCUUGUCAUAUACACGUAAAAAAAGGCAACGCAUCCUUUCCAGACAAGCCACCCUCUUCCAGCUCUCCUCAAUUUGACCAACAAUCAACUGAUGUAUCUCAUUCAGGGAGUAUGCAUAGACUUCGUCACCUUUCCAACAACUUUGCACAGUUUAAUAAUUUACAAACACCAUUCCGAUCAAGGAAGCCGUUGACCAAAAAGGAUGCACAAGUUAUAAACGAAUGGAGGUUCUUGAAACUAAAAGAAUUUAGAGACGGAAACGCAGAAGCAGAAAGUGGAGCUUUUGACCGAUACAUGCAAAAUGUUAGUCUACUUGAAGAGGUUUUUCGUGUCAAUUCAGCACCCGAUGACUCCUCGAUUCAGGAUAAGGAGCAGUCUUCUGUAGGGAGCUCGACCGAGGCAAUGGUACAAGGGUUGAAGUUAAAUCUCAAAUCAGAUCCAGUAAGAAGUGAUAAUUUGAGAAAGAGGAUUCGAUACAUUGUAGAUCAAGGGUUGAGGAAGAAGGUAGAGUCAAUCGACGGUGGUGAUGAACUCAGUGAUUUAGAAGGAGGAAGGGGGACGAGGGCUAAGAAGAUCAAGUGUUCGAAGGGUGAGAGGGUUAUGGCUUUAAGUGAUCUUGGUGAAAAAUUGAACAAAGCACGGAAUGAAGAAGACCUGAAAGAAUGUUGUGAGUUGGCGUCGGAGAUUUUUAAAUGGAAUAAUAAGACGAGCCAGACGGAAUCUGUACAAGAUUUUCCUGUACUGUUAGAUGAAAACGAUCUAAAAUCGGAUGCUUCAACACGAGUACUACCCAAGUGGGUUAGUCCGGUUAAAAUUGAUCAAGAAGUUGUAUGUCGAGUUGAUGCACAAUUUUCUUCCAUCGAGGAGAUUGAAGAUUUGUAGGUCGAGUUUUCAUUUUAUUUGAACACAUUCUACUCUAGUCUAGCUAAUGCUUCCAGUUUACUGCUAUGCAUAAAUGAUGAGGUAAAUGUUGAUAUUGUGGUACUUGUUACAAUCAAUAACUAUCAUUAGUUUUUUUAUCUUUUUCU
This is a messenger RNA of Erythranthe guttata (spotted monkey flower), 1312 nucleotides long. Lineage: Eukaryota; Viridiplantae; Streptophyta; Magnoliopsida; Lamiales; Phrymaceae. The record is from RefSeq and is a predicted model, not a curated record.